UAGACUUAACUCAAGAAACAAUAUACGAUACUGUAGUUAAUUCUAGAUUGGAUCAUAAAGAACGGAGUCAAACUCAACAAAACCUGGCAAGACAUAUAAGUGUGCACAAAUUUGAUACUUUUUCAACGUUUGAGGGUACAUUUGAUGAAGACACUGGCUUAGGCUAUCUUGCUGGCAUUGACGAGGACAUAACACAAACUAUGGAACAAAUCAUUAUUCCUACUUCUGAUAUCAGUAAAGAAAGCUUGAUAUCAGAAAAUCAGCUGAAUAAUGAUUUGCAAUCUACGAAAAUGGAGCACCUUUAUAAAAUACUAGUUAUAGGAGAGCUUGGAGCUGGUAAGACAUCUUUGAUAAAGCGAUAUGUUCAUCAAUUUUUUUCACAGCAUUAUAGAGCAACAAUUGGUGUAGAUUUUGCCUUGAAAGUUUUGAACUGGAAUCCAGAAACUGUCAUACGGUUACAAUUGUGGGAUAUUGCAGGUCAGGAAAGAUUUGGAAACAUGACUAGAGUUUAUUACAAAGAAGCAGUUGGUGCAUUUAUCGUAUUUGAUGUUACAAGAAGUUCAACAUUUGAUGCAGUAUUAAAAUGGAAACACGACUUGGAUCAAAAAGUUGUACUGCCUAAUGGUCUACCAAUUCCAUGUGUUCUACUGGCUAACAAAUGUGAUCAACCAAAAGAAGGACUUGUGACAUUACCUAAUAAAUUAAAUGACUAUUGUAAAGAAAAUAAUUUUAUUGGAUGGUUUGAAACAUCAGCAAGAGACAAUAUAAAUAUCGAAGAAGCUAGUAAUUUCUUAGUAGAUCAUAUUCUAGAAAACAACUACACACUGAAAAAUUUACCGCAACAGGUGGAUAGUGAAAGGCUUACACUAGAUGAUUCAACACUUACUUCUGAGAAGCCUUGUACCUGUUAGAAAAGUAUUCUUCAGAAAACUGUUAAAACCA
Molecule: messenger RNA, 942 nt
Organism: Copidosoma floridanum
Lineage: Eukaryota; Metazoa; Arthropoda; Insecta; Hymenoptera; Encyrtidae
Product: RAS oncogene family member Rab32
Biological process (GO): phagosome-lysosome fusion; endosome to lysosome transport
Cellular component (GO): late endosome; trans-Golgi network; phagocytic vesicle
Molecular function (GO): GTPase activity; GTP binding
Source: RefSeq, a predicted model, not a curated record